UGAGGAAGUAAAUUGGGGAAACGCUAAUGAGGAAAUUCUUCAACAAAGAUAUUCUGAGAAUAGUUUUUAAAAUCUCCACCAAGGUAAACUGAACUGUGACUACAAAUGCAUGAAUAUUUAAUAAGGUAAUCGCUGAGUCAGUUUCUGAUUGGUUGUCUGUUGCUAAACAACUCGCUGAUACAUUUUAGCAACCACGUCGAUUACUGUACACCUUUAGCAUCUUAAUUCGGGUUUAAAUUAUGACCACAGGUUAAAAGCGGCGAGAACGCAUUGGUGGCCUUAACCCGGUAUUUAAAAAGACGUUAUCACAGGGUUAUAAGUGUACUAUCAAAAGCGCUGCUUUAAAUAGUGCAACGCAAGAAUGAAGAGAUACCUGCAUCACCUGAGCGCAGGGUACACAGUGUACGUCAUGCGUGAGGGGCGGGGCUUAUGAUAUCUCCCAAACAGUUACACUCAGGAGCCAGAGCGGCGGCUGCGGCGCACGGCAAACAUCAAGCAGGCUGCAACGAACCAACUUUUUGUCCCGGUUGCUUUAACUGAGAAUGUCUUUGGGUGACCAGCAGUGGUAUCCCACUAGCGUUCAGGUAACGGUGCUCAAAGCGCGAAACCUGCGGAUCAAGGGCAAAAAUGGCACGAACGACUCCUAUGCCAUCAUGCAGGUGGGCAAGGACAAGUUUUCCACGUCGGUUGCGGAAAAAUGCGUCUCGCCCGAAUGGAAGGAGGAGGCGACCUUCGAUCUGCCGCUGAUCCAUCAGGGAGACGCGGAGCGGUGCACACUCUACAUCAUCGCCAUGCACCGAGCCCUGGUGGGGCUGGACAAGUUUUUGGGACAGGCUGUCAUCAACUUAGUGGACCUCCACGCCAACAGAUCACGCAAAAAGACCGAGUGA
This is a messenger RNA of Sinocyclocheilus anshuiensis, 890 nucleotides long. Its product is annotated as rab11 family-interacting protein 2-like. The record is from RefSeq and is a predicted model, not a curated record. Gene Ontology annotation, biological process: regulated exocytosis. The transcript has a single exon. The coding region runs from base 543 to 890 and encodes 115 amino acids. Gene Ontology annotation, molecular function: small GTPase binding. Gene Ontology annotation, cellular component: intracellular membrane-bounded organelle. Lineage: Eukaryota; Metazoa; Chordata; Actinopteri; Cypriniformes; Cyprinidae.